This is a messenger RNA of Colletotrichum graminicola M1.001, 1110 nucleotides long. Its product is annotated as NADH:flavin oxidoreductase/NADH oxidase. Bases 1 to 1110 code for a protein of 369 amino acids. The transcript has a single exon. The record is from RefSeq and is a predicted model, not a curated record. Gene Ontology annotation, molecular function: FMN binding; NADPH dehydrogenase activity. NCBI's taxonomy places the organism in Eukaryota, Fungi, Ascomycota, Sordariomycetes, Glomerellales, Glomerellaceae.
AUGUCUUCCAAACUUUUCCAGCCGCUCAAGGUUGGUCAGGCCCAGCUGUCUCACCGCGUGGUGAUGGCGCCCCUCACCCGCUUCCGCUUCGACUCCGACCACAUCCCGCUUGAUAUCGCCCUCGAGUACUACACCCAGCGCGCUUCGGUUCCCGGAACCCUCAUCAUCGCCGAGGCCGUUCUUAUCUCCCCCGCCCACGGCGGCUUUCCCAAUGCGCCGGGCAUCUGGAACGAGCGCCAGAUCGCGGGGUGGAAGAAGAUCACGGACGCCGUGCACGCCAAGGGCAGCAGCAUGUUCUGCCAGCUUAUCGCGCCCGGUCGCGCAGCCGUUGUCCCCGUCUUGGAGAAGGAGGGUGGCCACCCCCUGCUGAGCUCCAGCGCCGUGCCGAUCAGUCCGGAAUCGCCCGUUCCCAAGGAGAUGACGGCCGAGGAUAUUGCUGCGGCCGUCGAGGACUUUCCGCAGGCCGGCAAGAACGCGAUUGCCGCAGGCUUCGACGGGGUCGAGAUCCACGGUGCCAACGGAUACCUGGUCGACCAGUUCCUCCAGGACACGUGCAAUAAGCGCACGGAUCAAUGGGGUGGAAACGUCGAAAACCGUGCCAGAUUCCCCGUCGACGUCGCCACGGCGCUCGCCGAUGCCGUUGGCUCCGAUAAGGUCGGCUUCCGCAUCAGCCCCUAUAGCAACUUCCAAGGGAUGAGGAUGGAGGAUCCUGUGCCUCAGUUCUCGUUUCUGGCACAGAAGCUGAAGGAGUUGAAGCUUGCGUACCUGCACGUUGUCGAAUCCCGUGUCAACAAUUGGGAAGACGUCGAGAAAGUGGAGGGGAUCGAGUUUAUCCUCGAGAUCUGGGACAACAUCUCGCCCAUUUUUGUUGCCGGCGGCUUCACCCCUGAGUCGGCGCAGAAGGCCGUGGAUGAAGAGUAUGAAAAAUGGGAUGUCGCCGUUGUCUUUGGCCGCCACUUCUUAGCGAACCCAGAUCUGCCGUUCCGCAUCAAACAUGGCUUGCCGUUAAACAACUACGACCGACAGACUUUCUACACUCCAUCUAUCCCCCAAGGAUACAUCGACUACCCUUUUCAUCCCGAUUUUAAGCCCGGCCAGCCCUUGGCCUAG